This is a messenger RNA of Arvicola amphibius (Eurasian water vole), 846 nucleotides long. RefSeq names its product nucleoporin 62 C-terminal like (gene Nup62cl). The record is from RefSeq and is a predicted model, not a curated record. Lineage: Eukaryota; Metazoa; Chordata; Mammalia; Rodentia; Cricetidae. Bases 25 to 846 code for a protein of 273 amino acids. Gene Ontology annotation, cellular component: nuclear pore; nuclear pore central transport channel. Gene Ontology annotation, biological process: RNA export from nucleus; protein import into nucleus. Gene Ontology annotation, molecular function: phospholipid binding; structural constituent of nuclear pore. The transcript has 8 exons.
GCCACCACUGACAAUUCAAGUACCAUGUUUCCUACAAUGUCAAAUGUUCCUGCCUGUAUGGCUUCCCAGGAACUCUCAAUCACAACCUCAACGACAACCACUACCACUGUUACCACCAACACCACUACUACAAUUACAAGUGGAUUCAACCUGUAUCUCAAACCACCAACAUUACCUUGGCAUCAUGACACUGGCUUAAUCAGUGUGGCUUCUCUGCCGGUUACCAUGACUGUAAACUCAAUCGCAACUCCUGUGAUGACCUAUGGUCACCUGGAAAGUAUGGUGGACAAGUGGAGCCUUCAACUACAGGAGCAAGAAAAGCACUUUUUCCACCAGGCCAACCACCUCAAUGUUUGGAACCAGGCAUUGAUUGAGAGUGGUGAUGAGAUUACUCUUCUGCAUCGUGAAGUGGAAAGAGUGAAGCUGGAUCAGAGCAGGUUGGAACGGGAAUUGGAUUUUAUCCUGUCCCAGCAGAAGGAGCUGGAACAUCUGUUGACCCCUUUAGAGGAGUUCGUGAAGGGACAGAAUGGGCCUUUUAAUCUGCUCUGUGUAGAUAAAGAGUAUGAGAGAAUCUACAGAUUAGCAGAAAAUAUAGAUGCUGAGCUCAAAAGAAUGUCUCAAGAUCUCAAGGACAUUAUUGUUCACCUGAAUUCACUUGGAAGUCCUGAUGACACUGCCGAAACACUUCAACAGAUUUGCAGAAUUCUGAAUGCGCACAUGCAGUCUCUGCAGUGGAUCAGCCAGAAUUCAGGCAUAAUGCAGAGGAAGGUAGAAGAAGUUACUAAGGCCUUUGAGGAGUAUCGCCGCAAGGAACAUGGGUGCAACAUGAAGUUUGCCUUUGAAUAA